Molecule: messenger RNA, 4826 nt
Organism: Paramecium pentaurelia
Lineage: Eukaryota; Ciliophora; Oligohymenophorea; Peniculida; Parameciidae
Source: the annotation of a GenBank genome assembly
AUGGAAAUGAGUAAAAUUAAAAAGACUAUGAUGAAAGUAAAAAAAAGAACAAUUUAAGCUCUUCUUUAUAUAUCUGAAGAUGGAUUUGAUUUGGCAAAGAGUCCUUUUUUUAAUUGUUGUAAAAUAGUCAUAUAUUUUUUAUAAUUGGAGGGAUAUGUUUUUAGUCAAUUCGAAACUAAACAUUUGAAUUUGUCUGAAAAUAUAUAUUUAGCCAAUUAUACUUAAUUGUCCCCCUUAACUUUUCUAUUACUUUAAAUUGGAAACGAUGUAUUAACAUCAUUCUUCUUUUAUUUCAUAUUUUGUUUGCAUGUUAUUGUCUAUUUGACAUUAAUUAAGAUGUCUCUUGAUUCAGAUAUUGCAAAACCAAAUUACAUUAAAAAAGUAUUGAAUCUAUUUUUCAUUAAUUAUUAAUGGAUAUUUGUUACACCCUUUUAAGAAAUAAGUGUAGGUGUUAUGGUUUGUGGUAAGACAGCAUUUAUAAAGGAGAAUUAAUUCUCUCCUGAUUGUUCAUCUGAAAAAAAUAAAUUAUUUUAUGUAUUUGGAGUAUUAGGAACACUUUUUGUCUCACUAUCAGGAUUUUCAAUAUCAUAUUUUUUUAGAAAUUAUUAAUUUUAUGAAAAAACCUUUUCAAGAUCGUUUAGUUACACUAAUGUAUUCAGAAUUAUGUUGCAUUAAUUAGUAAUAAUACUUUAUUAUAUCAACUUUCCAGGAAUAGAUUAUGCAAAACAUGCCUUUCAAUAAUUAUUAGGAAUAUCCUUAAUUUAUGAUAUAUUGGUGAAUUAACCAUUUGGAUAUUCUUUUGAAGCUAACUUUUAUAGUUCUGCUACUUUCACUCAUUAAUAUUUCUUAAUUUUGACAUCAAUUUGGAUCUUUAGUCCUGGAUUGGAAGAUUAUUUUCUAUUUUAUACAUUUCUUAUAAUUGCACCUGUAAGAUAUAAUAAUUAUAUUAUUUAAAGUUAUUUAUAAUAUUGUCUAACCAAUUUCAAAAGAGAGAUUAAAUUAAGAUUUGUAAUUCUUUCCAAUUAGCUAUUUACAAUAAUAGGGCUGACAAAUAUUUGGAAGAGAUCUAUAGAACAGCUGAAGAAAGUGAUACAAGUAUCGAAUCAAAAAUAUUAUUUAUUUAAAUCCUUAAUCAUCACAUAUAAUUAUGUAUAGAUAAUGAAUGCUCAUGUAUGUUGAAUGUUUAGAACUUCUUUCAAAAUAAUUCAGUUGAUUAUAAAUAAUUGAAUUUAUGGACAACUUAUGUUUUUGAGAAAUGUUUAUAACUUGCUUUACUUAAUCGUGAUUAUGAAUUUUAUGAACAUUUAGCUUUGAAAUAUGUAACAUUUUUGGCAAAAUAUAAAAAUAAUCCUAUAAAUGCUUAUACAAUAUUGUAAUAGAUAAUGAAUAAUUAAUAAUCACAAAAUUUAAAUAUAAAGGGUCGUUAAGUAUAAUCUUCAUCUUUUUAUUUUCUCAACAUUUAAUUUAUUUUAUAAAAAAGAAAUAGAGCUCAAUUUUAAAAUUAAAAUAUUCAUCAUUCUGAAUAAAUUCUUUAAUUAUUGAAGGGUCAUUCAGUUAUUGAAAAUAUAGGUACUCUUUUACAAUAAGAAAUCAGAAGUUUGGCAUUAAUAAAAUAAUAAUUUUGGGAAGAUUAUUAUAAUAAUAAGAUUUAAUCAUUUUAAUAAUUAUUAGAAUAAUUGAAUAAGAUUUAAAAUUCAAUUCACACAGUUAACACACUUGUUAAAAUGCUUAGAAGUAAAAAUAUUAAAAAAAAAUAAAUGAUAUUUGAUUGUGUUAGCAUAUUAAAUCUAGAAUUAUUAUUUAAGAUUUGUUCAACAAAUAAUAUACUAGAAAUUUAUGAAAUUUAACAUUAAAUUUAAUAAAUCCUAUUUCUUGAAUAAUAAGAAUUAGAAUCAUUUUUAAAUUUUCAUUUUUAAAAUUAAUAAAGUAUAGGACUUGUAUCUAAUAUCACUUUAAAAAGAAGAGGAGAAUUAUGGAAACCAAAUUAAGCCUUACUUGAAUAAUACUUUAAUGUAAAUUUCUAGAUAUCUCAUCUCAAUUAAUUGAUGCCUCCAUUCAUUGCUGAUAUACAUGAUGGAAUCAUAGAAAACUUUAUUAGAAAGGGAUAUAGUUACAAAAUGGAAUAAACUAGUUUGAUAUUUUCUAUUUAUGGAGAUGGAUUAAUAUAACCUCUUCAAUUCACUUUAGGAUAUUUCUUUCCUAAAUUUUCAUCUGAUUUUGAAUUUUAUUUAAUGGCUUUUUUUAAAAAAAUUGAAAGUAAUUAAAGAGCAGGUAAUACAGAAAAAAGUAAUAUAGGCUAUAUAUAUUUUGAUAUCAAUUUAAAUAUUUUAGGAGUUAAUGAAGUUGUAUAUAAUAAAGUAUUUAAUUAACAAAGUUUAGAUUUAAAUAAAUUGGAAUUAUGUUAUAUUAUACCUUCAAUAAUAGAUUCAUUAAUAUCUUAAUAUCAUUUUAUGAUUGAAAGAUAAAUUAGUGAAUUAGUUGAUAAUGAUAUUAUUAUGUAAAAAUAAUAAGAAACAUUUUAUGUACCUAAAGAUUUAAGGAGAAUAUACUAAAUUAAUUAAAAUUGUAAUUUAAAGAAUAGAUUGUCAUAAUUAGAAGAUAUUUAAGAAGAUAUAUAAAAGGCUAAUCCUUUUGGAGAUUUAAAACAAUAUUAAAUUAGUUAUUAAUUAUUUUCCAAAAUUAUUUAUUAUUAAAAAGGAAAUCUAUUAACAAAUAAGGAAUUCUUUUUUUUGAAGGUGUAAUUUUUAGAGGAACAAGAAAAUAAAGUUGAUUUAAAAGAUUAUAAGGAUUCAAAAUUAAAUAAUUAACCUUAAAAUAUAUUAAAUACUCCAAAUGGUAGUUCUAUCUCUAGUUAAAGUAUAGAAAAUGCCAUACUAGAAUUAGGAUCAUAAAGAUCCAAAUCAAGUAAUUAAUCUUUACUUUAAUAAUCAAAUUAAUUUCAUAAUUAAUUAUUGAACAAUAAAAACAAAAACAUUACCUUAUUAUUUAUAUUAAUAAAUCUCAUCUUUGCCAUUUUCUUUUUAGCUACAUUCAUUAUCAUCAGUUUAAUAAUUUUGAGUAAAUUUUCAAUUGCAAAUUAUUGCAUUUCAACAUAGACUCAUGUUUUAAGAGAAACAUCAUCUUUGGCUAGUGUUGUUAAUGCAUUUAAUAAUGAAUAAUUAUGUAAAACUAUCCCUUUAAGUAAAAUCACAUUACAAUUUGAUUCAUAAAACACUUUUAUUUCAUCAGAUGAAAAUUUAUUAUUAUAAUAAUAAUUAAUCUCAUAUCUAACUGAUUAGAUUACUUUAAUUAUAUAGGAAAGAAAUGUUUAAAUGGAAACUUAAGAAUAAUUAUAACUAAUUUAUGUAAAUGAAUUGAUUGCUAGUAGAAAUAUAUAAAGUCUUUAAAACUUUUUAAUAUUAAGAUAAAUCAUAUUAACAAGCAUUUAAAAUAAUAAUAUUAAUAGGAAUAUAAAAGAUUUAAGUACUAUUAUAAUAAACUAUCCUACACAUAUUAGGUAUUUAAAUGAAGAAAUAAUCAAUUGUUUUAUGGAAUUUGAUAAUUAAUUAAAUUCAUCUACUAAUACAUCAAAUUAAGUUAUUAUCAGUCUCUAUAUAUUACUAUUUAUAAUCUUUGUACUUUAAUUAUUGGUAAUCAAUAAACUUUUUCGUUAAAGAAAAUUAAUACUAAAACUAUUUACAAGAACAGAUUAUAAAGAAGCUUUAUUAGAAUCAGAGAAAUUUGGGGUAAUUUAAAAUACAUUAAGAAAUUUAGAAAAUAUUUGGUUAUCUAAAAAUAUAUCUGUUGUACUUCAUUCCAUUAAUUAAAAAUCAUUAAAAGAUGAUGAUGAUCAAGGUUAUUAAUAAAAAUAAUCAGAUAGAGGUAAAUCUUUAAAAACAGAGAAAUUAGAUAAUUUUGACAAUGCUAAAUUUAAAAUAUCAAUAUCUCACUAAUUAUCAAAUUUAUUAAGUUUACUAAUCAUAAUUGGAAUUACAGUAUUCACAUUUGUAUAUAUAAUAUCAUUUCAUGUUCAAAUAGUUAAUUCAUCCUAAAAUCUUGAUUAAUACUCCUAUUUUAGUCAAAUUUUAUAAUAAUUUUAUUAUGAUUAUUUGAAUUCCUAUAGUAAUUGUCAAUAUUAAAUGAUGUUACAAACUUAUAAAUAUUAAAAAGAUGCUGAAAUACUGUAAUAAAUUUAUAAAUAGAAUUAAACUCAAUAAGAUAAAUUAAGUAAGGAUUUAGAUCAUUUAAAUACUAAUGAAUUUAGUACCAUAUUAUUGGCUUCCAAUUAAACAGAUAUAUAAAAUAUACUAUUGAUGAAAGAUACAGAUUUAGAACUAUUUUUUUAAGGAUAUUUGUGUUAAGUUGAUGAGUUAAUAUGUUAAAUAGAAAAUAGAGAUAUAGAUUAUCAAUCUUAAUUAAUGUCUUAUUAUAAUAGAAGUGAACAUCAAUUGCUUUUACAAUAGGGAUAGGUAUUUUAUUAAAAUAGUUAAUUAUAUAAUUUGAAUGAUUCUGAUAUUAUUAUAGAUAAGAUAAAAGAGAUAAUGACUUCAUCUGAUUAUUUUUUAAAUAAUAUUUGGGGUUUUGAUAUCAUAAAUUAAAGGAUAUCAAAUAGUAUAAUAUAUUUGACAGAACGUAUGACUAAUAAUGUUUAAUAAUCUGGAAAUUCUAUGUUUUUAUUUGCUUUAAUUUUGGGAGUAUUUUAUUUUUUUUUAACAUUGAUUGCAUUAUUACUUUUUGGUAAAUAUUCAAAAAAAUAGAAUUAAAUAAUAAGACAUUAUUUAAUAUAAAUACCAUUUGCAACAAUAUUAAAAAAAAACAUUUAUUAAUAAUUAAAAUUUAUAGAUUGA